CGGCGCUGCCGCCUCCACGGCCGGGAGGAGCGGCCAGGCCGGGCUGGGCCGGGCGGAGCGCUCCCCGGGCGGCUGUGCCGGCGUAGAGGGAGGCGAAGGGUCUGGUCCCACCGCCGUCCUUCGCUCUCUGGAGAGGGACAAAUGGAGGCUCAGUGGCGUCAGGGUGGCCGGGGCCGCGGCCGCGGCAGGCCCGGGGACGAGCUCGCCGCUCGCUCUGGGGCGGCCGCCCGGCCCCCGGCCGCUCGGGGCCGCGGCGGUGCCCGCGCUGCGGCAGCGGGGCCCAUCGGUGACAGAGCCAACGAAUUAUCUUCACUGAAGAAAUUUGAUGAAAUUAAGAGGGCUAAUCAGGCUGCAGCAAAAAAGCUAGUUGAAGACCAAUUAAGCUCCUCAUCUGAAGAUGAUGAUGAUGAUGCUGAAGCAAAACAAGGGAAGAUUUUGGACAAAACAUUUACCAUUUACACCAGUCAAACUGAUGGAGAUGCAAGUGAACUGGAACGUACAAGACAGUACAUGAAUGAGGCUUUUCAGUCAGGGGCCAUGACAUGUCUCAUCUGCAUUGCUUCAGUUAAAAGGAACCAAGCUGUCUGGAGCUGUUGUGGAUGCUUUUGUAUAUUUCAUCUGGUGUGUAUCCAAAAGUGGGCCAAGGACAGCCUCUUCCUUGUAUCUUCUCCUCUGACAGAUGAUGAUUUUGGGAAGAAAGACUAUCCCUGGCCAUGUCCAAAAUGUAGGUUUGAAUACAAACGCUCUGAAACUCCCAGUAGGUAUUACUGUUACUGUGGAAAAGUGGAGAAUCCAGAGGUGGACCCAUGGCUGGUACCUCACUCCUGUGGUCAAAUAUGUGAGAGGGAAUUCAAACCUUCCUGUGGUCAUAAAUGUUUGCUGCUUUGUCAUCCAGGACCGUGUCCACCUUGCCCAAAGAUGGUCACAACAACGUGUCACUGUAAGAAAGCCAAAGCAGUGCCCCGACGGUGCAGUGCCAAGGAGUGGUCUUGCCGCCUGCCAUGUGGGCGAACACUGCUGUGUGGACAACAUGUUUGUGAGAAUCCCUGUCAUGCAGGAGAUUGUCAGCCUUGUCCACGUGUCAGUAAACAACGGUGUAUCUGUGGCCGACAGACAGCAGAGAGGCUUUGUGCAAGCCCUCAGUGGCAGUGUGAUCAGGUGUGUGGGAAGUGUUUGCCAUGUGGCAAUCACACAUGUGAACAAGUUUGUCAUGCUGGUCCCUGUGGAGACUGUCCUCGUUCUGGGAAAAGGUCCUGUCCAUGUGGAAAAACAAAGUUUACAUUGCCUUGUACAGAAGAUGUGCCCACCUGUGGUGAUAGUUGUGACAAAGUUCUGGAAUGUGGCAUCCAUAAAUGUUCACAGCGCUGUCAUCGGGGUCCCUGUGAAAUAUGCAGACAGGAGGUUGAAAAGCAGUGUCGCUGUGGGAAGCACACCAAGCGCAUGCCGUGCCAUAAGCCAUACCUGUGUGAAACCAAGUGCACUAAAAUCCGUGAUUGUCAGAAGCACCAGUGCCGCAGGAAGUGCUGUUCUGGAAACUGUCCACCUUGUGAUCAAGUCUGCGGGCGGACUCUCGGCUGCAGAAAUCACAAAUGCCCUUCAGGCUGCCACAGAGGUAGUUGCAAUCCAUGUCCAGAGACUGUAGAUGUGAAAUGCAGUUGUGGAAAAACUGUCAUCAAAGUGCCCUGUGGCAGAGAGCGCACCAUCAAACCUCCCAAGUGCAAGCAGCUGUGCAGUCGGCCACCUACCUGUCACCAUCCUACCCAGGAGAAACACUACUGUCACUUUGGGCGGUGCCCUCCGUGUCGCCAGCCCUGCCAGAAAACCUUAACCUGUGGCCAUUUGUGCCCUGUUUCCUGCCACGACGAGGCACUUGUGAAGCAAACUGGCUCACAUCAGUCUGCAGGGCCUUGGGAACAGCCGUCUGAGCCAGUCUUCAUUCAGACUGCACUCCCGUGCCCUCCCUGUGAGGUUCCUAUACCAGUGGAGUGUCUUGGACAGCAUGAGGUUAGUCCAUUACCAUGUCACUCUGCAAAUCCCUACUCAUGUAAGAGAUUUUGUGGGCGGCUUCUUGAUUGUCAGAAUCAUACCUGUAUGAAAGAAUGCCAUUGUGUUACUAAAUCCAACAGUGGUGCAGAUGGAAAGAAGGCGGGUCCAGAAUGCUCACAGUGUGAAGAGGAGUGCACCAAGCCCCGGCCAGCUGGCUGUCCUCACCGAUGUGUUUUGCCCUGUCAUCCUGGGGAUUGCCCAUCAUGUCUCCAGAUGCUUAAAAUAAAGUGUCACUGCAAACUAUCAGUACUGUAUAUUGAAUGCUUAAAACUAACACAUGCUGAUGUAAAAGAAAAGGAGCUUCUUAUUUCCUGCAGAAAUCAGUGUCCAAAAGAGCUGCCCUGUGGUCACCGGUGUAAAGAGAUUUGCCAUUCAGGUAGCUGUCCUCUUAACUGCAGCCAGAAGGUCAAACUCCGAUGUCUCUGUAAGAGACUGAAAAAGGAAGUGCAGUGCAGCAAGAUACAAGAAGGCCAAGUUUCACUGGAAUGUGAUGCAUUAUGCAAGGAAAUGAAGCGGAAAGCACAUGAGAUAAAAGAAGCAGAAGCAAAAGCUGCUCUUGAAGAGAAGAAGCGAAGACAACAGGCUGAACUGGAAGCUUUUGAAAACAGAUUAAAAGGGCGAAGAAAGAAUAAGAGAAGAAAGGAUGAGGUAGAAGUUGAACAAUCAUCGUGGCAAAAGUACAAGAACUUCAUUAUGCUGCCAGUGUUCGGAGUUGCUGUUGUGAUGGUUGCAUGGCUCAUGGUCUACAAUGACUGAAAACAACACAAUAUUUCAUAUACCUCAGUUGGACUUUAGGUAGCUAUUAUUCCUACAACGUUAGUCUGUGAGUAACAGAACUUAAUAAGCAUAGAUUAUGUAUGUAUACUCUUUGCUAAGAAAAACGUAGAGGAGAAAAGGAAUGUCACCUUUUGUGUUAUUACAUUCACAGCACAAAACUGAAGUCAGACACCAAAAGUAAUAGUAGAUUCUAGUCUACACUGAAGUGUUGAUAGUUUGACUGGGAUUUGUUAACAUCUCUUCUAUUAUUCUGUUAUUUUUCCUUGUCUCCAUUUCAUAAUAUUAAGAAUAGCUUAGUAUAAAAUGGUUUAUUGAAUAUAUGUUUCCUGUAAAAUCAGCUUAGCUGUUUAUUGAAGGUUAGUGUUCUUAUGCUCAUCUUUAUUGUAUCACACAAUAAUUCUAUGCUUCACACCAGUUUUAAUUAUGGCAACUAACAGGGAACCUGGGGUCACUUAGGCUUGCGUAUUCUGGGGACUUGUUCAGAGCUUUGUUAGAUAAAGGAAAUGUAAACUAUCUUUCAAUUCAGCUGUAUCACAAACAAAACAGUGCCCUUCCCCCCUUACAAACGGUGGGGUUUGCUUUUUUGUUGUUUCACCCUGCCCCUUCCCACCCUUGUUUCCUCAAAAUUGAACUAACUGAAAAGUUCCUUUAGUGGACAGAUGCAUAUGCGGAACAUGGAUGUCAAGAAGUUUCAGGCUACAAGGCUGCAUUCUCACUGUUGCCCCAACUGCCAGCAGCAGAAAAACAAUUUGAAAUUAAACUUAAGAGUAUCAAUUGACUAUUCGUAUGGAUAAAUGUCAGAGUUGGAUAUUUGCACAGGUGUGCAAAAAUGUAAUUGGGCAGUGUAACAAUACAGUAAUAUGAUGUUCUGAAGCCGCUUGAUGCUUGGUAGUCACAUUUAAACCUUCUAGCUAAACUUCCAAAUGUUUAAAUAUUUUCUUCCUGACACUUGUGAAUACCUUGCUUUAGGUUAUCAGUAUUGGUGGGUAGAACUGGAAGGUUUUUAUCUGGCUUCAGGAUUAUCAGAGAGGCUAUGUAGUCUCAGCUGAGAGACUGCAAGUUCAGUUCAGGAAUGGGGAAAUGAGAAAGCUGAAUUUUCAAACCUCUGCUAGAAACUUUUUGCUGAUACUUGAGCAUUGCAGGUUACUGCAAAGUGAUUACAAGCUCCUGCAAAAAAUGGGGUGCAUGGCCAACAGGUAUUAGUAUUAUACCCUUGUAAUUCAGGCAUAUAAUUUAAUCACAAAUCCUACAAAAGCAGUGGGACCAUAUGUAUGAGUUAGCAGAAAACAUUGCAGUUUGCUUGAAAGCUCUUUUGGUUGAUUUUGACUUAAUUGUGAAGGGACCCAGUAUUAAUUUGAACAGAUAUCCAAUUGUAAUUCUGAUUCAGCAGCAAGAGAAUAAAAUAGAAAAGCUGCAAAAAGGCAGAAGCUUUUGAUUACAUAGGUUAAGAAAACAGAUAAAAUUAGUUUCUUUUCAGUUUUUCACAGAAGUUUGGUGAAUGAGGAGAAAGGUAGGGAAAACUUGGCAAUAUUUAGCAUGGAUUGAUGCUAUUCUAUAGUACUUUGGUUGUAAAUUAAAUUUUAGAGAUGCAUAUUACUUAUGUGUCAGACCAUUAGUAUUUAAAGCUGUAGAAUUAAUUGAAAUUGCACUGUGCAAAAUGGCAUCUCCGUUGAAUUUCUUAUUUGUCAAGUAUAAAAGGUAAACAUUGUUUCAUAUUGUUGCUUUAACUUUUUUCUAUCAUAUUAAUGCUUGGAAGAUAAUUUCAGAUAUGUUUAACAAGAGUGAGGUGAUGCUAUUCUAUUGUGACUGCAUAUGUCAGUAACUUUUCUGUCACUAAGGAAAAAGGAGAGGUAUUUUUGUUCAGAUGAAGUAAAAUGUGAUGGUUUAUCCAAAGGUACAAAAAUAUAUCAUUCUGGCUGAAAUAUGGAAAUCAACAUGAAUGAGAACUUUGUGGAAACAGCUUUUAUCUUGUAUGACUAUCACUAAUUUUUUUUAUUUACUGCUAGCUUUAAAAUAAUUAAAAUGGAAAGUUUAUCCUUGCUUCUACAGCAAAGAGAAGAAACCUCUCUCUAGUGAGUUAUACUAAUUAAAUGCAGUUACUAGAUGUUUGAAGAAGUUCUUAGUAUUCUUUUCUGCAUAUUUGUGGGAAAUACUGGAGAGGAAGAGGCUUCUCAUUGAUCAUCUUCAUUAAAGAUUGCCAUGAUUUUUUACUAUACAAAUUCAUUCUGUUCAUAGAAAGGUGUGUGUGAGUGGGCGUAUUCCCUUUCUUAAAGGAUUUGUAUCUCUUCUGAAUCUUGCAUAUGCAAGGCAUACCUAUUUUUGAAAUUUUAUUCAAAAUAGUUCUGUAUAUCUUAUCCAACCAUCUGAGUCAUUUGCACUCUGUUGGUCUGCCUGCUGAACCAGAUAUUUAUUUCUUGGCAUAAAAAAAGUAUGGGGGUUCAAGCAAUCUGCAGUUUAAUAAAUCAGUAUGUUUUUGUUUGUUUCUUUAAAAUAUUUUUACAGUUAAUAUUUUGUCUUUCUUUGGUUGGAGCUCCGUGUUGUCAACAACCUUUGAAGGAAAAGAUACAGAUAAAAUCACCUUUUAUUCAAUAUUAAUGAAAGAUGGUAAUUUUAGAAAAGAAAUUUUGAACUGAAUGUAGGGUUUGGUAGCAAUUUCUAUGUAAUGUGCUGUUACAUAAUGUAAUGAGCAAAUAUUUUUAAUGUUAACAGCUUACAAAAAAAUGCAUAUUGAUCAGUAUACAUUAAAACAAAUUAUGUAAUCAGACCUGCUGUUGAAGGGAAAUUACAGUAAUAGAAGCCUGAUGAUGACUUAACAUGAAGAAUAUUUAGGUAUGUGUAAAAUGAAAAAACUUGUGGCUUUUCCUGAUUCUGGAUGCAUUGUGAUGAAAAUGUAUCCUUCCAUUGAGCCAAGGUUUUUACAUCUGUUCAGUAUGUUUGAGAUUGGAAACUCCUAGGGCAAGUUUUUUCCCUGUAACAGUAUCAAUCCAUUGUGUGUGUUAAUUUAAUGUAAAAACCAAGUCAGACAAUAAAUAUAUCAAAAACAACUUGAAAA
Messenger RNA from Camarhynchus parvulus, 5875 nucleotides. It is a transcript of the gene NFXL1, whose product is annotated as nuclear transcription factor, X-box binding like 1. Gene Ontology annotation, biological process: regulation of DNA-templated transcription. The transcript has 22 exons. The record is from RefSeq and is a predicted model, not a curated record. Bases 142 to 2802 code for a protein of 886 amino acids. Gene Ontology annotation, molecular function: zinc ion binding; RNA polymerase II transcription regulatory region sequence-specific DNA binding; DNA-binding transcription factor activity, RNA polymerase II-specific. Gene Ontology annotation, cellular component: nucleus. NCBI's taxonomy places the organism in Eukaryota, Metazoa, Chordata, Aves, Passeriformes, Thraupidae.